AUGAGCAACUCGGUUUUUUUUUUCCUCUUGUGGAUUUUUCCAACUGGAAAUAAUUUCCUGGCCCCGUCUUGCCUCAAAGGGGAAUACAUGAUGAACGUAGUCUUGUUGGAAGACGGUGUGUCACCCUGGAGUAUGAAUUUAGUAAAGCCUGAAGUGAUGAAAGCUAUUAAAAUCGAUGCUGAAAUCAACUUCAACAAUGGUGUGAACCACAGUCUGACUGCAAGCUACCAUGGGUUUAAAACCCUUUAUUACAGAAACAAAGGCUGCACCAGUAGCAGCUGUGAAGGUGUUGAGACGCUUAAAGACCUUCAGGAUUCAGGGACAAUGGGCUGUGCUCUCCUAGGGCCAACCUGCACUCUUGCAACCUUCCAACUGGUAGAUAUUGAGAUUGGUCUGAAGCUCAACAUGCCCAUCAUCUCAGCAGGAAGCUUUGGCCUGUCUUGCGACUACAAGGCCAACCUGACACGCUUACUGCCUCCAGCUCGCAAGGUUGCCAGCUUCUUCAUCAACUUUUGGAAGUUUAAAGAUGAUCUUAAGCCUCCAUGGAGAACUACAUACAUCUACAAGAAAACUAAUCUCACAGAGGAUUGCUUCUGGUACAUGAAUGCCCUUGAGGCUGAUCCAGGCCCCUUUGCAUCUGAAAUUGAAAAGCAAGUGUUCCUACGGAAAGAAACAGACCUCAGCAAUCUGCUAAAAAGCAAAGACAUGAAAAGUAACUUGUUCAUCUUAUGUGGAACUCCUGAGGACAUUAUGGAUUUGAAGAACGGAUCCAUGGAUUCUGAUACUCACACUACAUUUCUCCUGAUUGACCUGUACAGUGACAGAUAUUACAAUGAGGCCUCCAGUCCUGCUAUGAGAAACGUCCUGGUGCUGACCAUGCCCAACAGAAGGACCUACAACAUCAGCUCGAACAACACUAUGAACGACUAUAUUGCAGCCUAUCAUGACGGAGUACUGUUGUUUGGCCAGGUGAUGAGGACCAUUUGGGGCACUCCCACCUCAGAACUCAGUGACAUUGAUGCUGUCAACAUAAACUACUUCAGGGAUAUUUCCUUUAAUGGUAUUGCAGGGGAUUAUGAGUUAGAUGAGCAUGGUGAUAGAGAUGUGGUAUUCUCACUGAUUUACACCAAUGCCAACAAUGAGUACAGAGUUCUGUAUGAGUUCAACACCACCCUUAAUCAAACAGUGCAAGUCGACCCUUAUCCCACAUUCAUCUGGGUUAACAAUCGCCUCCCCCAGGAUCGACCCCUUACGGAGGGUAAAGGUUUAGAUAUCACUCUCAUAGCACUGGGCUCCACGGCAGUGGGAUUGAUUGCCUCAAUCGCGUUCAUCUUUUAUUGGCAAAACAGGUCAUAUCGCCAUAAACAGAAACGAUGGUCACACAUCUCCACAGAGCUAAUCACUCCUGUGGAGUCCAGUAAGAGGAAUAUGGUGUCUCUAAAGAUUGAUGAAGAUGCCUGGAAAGAUAAAAGUAACAUGAUUCGUUGUGCACGCUAUGAUAAAAAGACUGUCAUCCUUAAAAGGCUGAAGCACUCUGAUGGCUACUUCAGUGAAAAACAGAGAAUUGAGCUUAACGCAUUGUUGCAAAUUGAUUAUUACAACCUGAUAAAAUUCUAUGGCACAGUCAAGAUUGAGCAUGAGGCUCUUGGAGUGUUUGAGUAUGGAGAGCGGGGAUCCUUGAGGUAUGUGCUUGAUGAUAAGAUCUCUUACCCAGAGGAGACCUUCAUGGACUGGGAGUUCAAAAUAUCUGUAAUGUAUGACAUUGCGAAGGGCAUGUCAUAUCUCCACUCAAGCAAAAUUGAAGUCCAUGGUCACCUGAAAUCCACUACAUGUGUCAUUGACAAUCGUAUGGUGGUGAAAAUAACUGGCUUUGGUUUUAAUACUUUUCUCAGCCCAGACAAAGAUCUGUGGACUGCCCCAGAACACUUACGGAAGGAGGGGAUCUCUCAGAAGGGAGAUGUCUACAGUUUUUCCAUAAUCGCUCAAGAAAUCAUUCUGAGAAAAUGCACUUUUUAUACCAAGACCGUUUCUGACCAAGCAGAAAAGCUGGACCGUGUGGAAUAUCCCAGAAUGAUGCCCUACUUCAGACCUGAUCUAAACUUUGAAACUGCUAGUCAAAAAGAACUAGAGGUGUACACACUAAUUAGAAACUGCUGGGAUGAGGACCCUGAGAGAAGACCAGACUUCAAAAAGAUUGAAAGCACUUUGGGAAAGAUUGUCAGUCUGCACAACCAGGCCAAUGAGAGCUACAUGGGCAAUCUGAUUCGCCGGCUACAGAUGUAUUCACGUAACCUUGAGCACCUGGUGGAAGAGCGCACUGCCCUGUACAAGGCAGAAAGAGACAGAGCAGACAAUCUCAACUUCAUGCUUCUUCCUGGGCCAGUGGUGCGGUCUUUGAAGGAGACGGGCAGGGUGGAGCCUGAGUUCUUUGAAGAGGUCACCAUCUACUUCAGUGACAUCGUAGGUUUCACCACUCUUUGCCACUACAGCACGCCCAUGGAGGUGGUGGACAUGCUCAACGACAUCUACAAGCACUUCGACAGCAUCCUCGACCACCAUGAUGUCUACAAGGUAGAGACCAUUGGUGAUGCCUACAUGGUUGCCUCGGGGUUGCCACGGCGGAACGGCAACAGACAUGCAAUGGACAUUUGUCACAUGGCACUGGACAUCCUGGGUUUCAUGAGAACAUUUGAGUUGCGACACCUACCGGGUCUGCCUGUAUGGAUCCGUAUAGGCGUACACUCAGGCCCUUGUGCUGCAGGUGUGGUAGGAGUUAAGAUGCCCAGAUACUGUCUCUUUGGAGAUACAGUGAACACAGCUUCUCGCAUGGAGUCCACAGGAUUACCCUUGAGAAUCCAUGUGAGUCAGUCGACUAUCGACAUUCUCAAACGUACUGACUGCAAGUUUGAAUAUGAGAAGCGAGGAGAGACAUAUUUAAAGGGUAAAGGCAAAGAGACAACAUACUGGUUAACAGGAGUCACGUGGCAAGCCUACAACCUGCCUACACCCCCUGCAGUAGAAAACCUACAGCGUCUGCAGCAGGACCAGGCCCAGAUGAUAAAGAGCUGUCUAGAGCAGCGGUCUCCAAACCUGGGCAAGAGGAAAACGCUUUCAACACGCCAGAGGAAGUUGCGAGCAAACUCUGAGCUGUUAGGACCAGAGCAGCCUGAAUACCUACACCUGGCUACUGUAGACAACCUUAACACAUACCUGUAACAUUCUUUAAGCCCUCACAAACAGUUGCUGAUGCAGUGAAACAACUUGCUACAGAUUUCCUACAGAAUAUUGUACAUGCUAUAUUUAAAUAUUCUGUUAGGUUAUACUUUAAAGUAGUAUUGUUUGUUGGAGUAGUAAUCGUUUGAUGUUUUCCUUUGGCUAGGCUAUUUUCCUUAGCAGCCAAAAACCUGGCCAAACUGUACAUUGUGAGAAUGUUCAUUUUUGACAUUUACUGUAUUUUGUAUUUUUUAAUGGCUGUUGUGUAUGUUUUAGCUGUAGAAGCCAAUGUGAAAGACAGGUAGAGGUAUCUACAGUAUACUAGUAAAUGCUAGGUUUUCAUGUGUCUAUGCCACAUAAUUGGAAAAGCAAGUUAGGUUAACAUACAAAUUAAUAUUUUUGAAAAAGGAACAAAAUUUAUUCGAAUAUUAUGACAUCUGCUACUCACACAUUGUUUUGUAUGCUUAACAAAAUAUUCCUGGAAAAUGCACUGAUCCAAAUUUCUUUGGUUUAUAUAUCACAUUUAAGAACUAUGCUUCAAAUGUUAAGACUAAAUUUUGAUUGUUUAUCACAUGAAGACUUCUGGAACGUUGAGAAAUAUGCCUAGUGUUAAACUGCUCCGCAUUUAUAUACACUUAUGACAUCUUGACCUGGCAACAAAGAAGCUAGUACAGAUAUUUUGUUAAAUUACCACUGGUUUAAAAAAAAAAAAAAAAAAAAAAAAAAAA
This is a messenger RNA of Electrophorus electricus (electric eel), 3941 nucleotides long. Lineage: Eukaryota; Metazoa; Chordata; Actinopteri; Gymnotiformes; Gymnotidae. The record is from RefSeq and is a predicted model, not a curated record.